GGAACAGAUGCCCACAAAAAAACUUGUGUUGUGUAUGUGCGCGCAAUACAAAAAUGUACAUUUUUCAUAAAGGGCGCUGCGUGAUUCAAAGCAUGAUGCAUCCCUGAUUUCAACUGCGCGUUGCGACUUUGUGUUUCGUGCGAGGCAGCGAGGCACACACUGGAAAGCACCUAUGAAUCACGUGUGCAAACGUCACAGGUCACACUUGUCAAGUCAGAUCCGGACCGGCGAUCUCGGAAUCUAUUCAAAUUGUGCAACAACAGCGGAAAGUUGAGGGAAAAAUCACAAACCAUGGCUCUUUCAAGGCUAGCGAGCAGUCGUACAGCUGCCAGUUUGAAGACGAUCUGCAAAAUAUACAGUACCACCUUCUCUCCGCGUGUUGCUACAAUGGUACGUAGAAUUGAACUUGUUAUGUCAUCGCAUUUUCAAUUUUGAAAUUGUAUUCUGGCUAUGUGGUACACAACUAUUCAAGAAAUGAGUUGCCCAGGUUGUCAUAAUAAAUGUGUAUCAUGUUCAAACAGAGAGCUAAAAGGAAAAACUGCGGAAAGUUCAGUCGGCCACGAUGCUGAGUAUCGCAUUGAAAAAGACACAUUUGGUGAGCUCAAAGUACCAGUGGAUAAGUACUAUGGUGCACAGACUGUUAGAUCAGUUAUGAAUUUUCCAAUUGGAGGUGAAUAUGAAAGGAUGCCGUACCCGGUGAUUACGGCCAUGGGCAUACUGAAAAAAGCCGCCGCAUUAGUCAACAAAGAGUACGGUCUGGAUCCGAAGAUCGCCGAUGCUAUUUCCAAAGCCGCGGACGAUGUCAUCUCUGGAAAGUUAUACUGCGACCAUUUCCCUUUGGUCAUCUGGCAGACAGGGUCUGGUACCCAGACCAACAUGAAUACCAACGAGGUCAUUAGUAAUAGAGCCAUUGAGAUACUUGGAGGAAAAUUGGGCUCAAAGGAUCCCGUUCACCCAAACGAUCAUGUGAACAAGUCGCAAAGUAGCAACGACACGUUUCCGACUGCCAUGCAUAUAGCAGUAGGCAUGGAAAUCGAACACACGCUGAUGCCUGGACUCAAACAGCUCACCGAGUCCCUGGAGAAGAAGGCCAAAGAAUUUGAUAAGAUCAUUAAGAUUGGCAGAACGCAUACGCAAGAUGCUGUGCCGUUGACGUUGGGACAGGAGUUUAGCGGCUACGUGCAGCAAAUGAAGUUCGGCAUUGACAGAGUGAACGCGACUUUACCCCGUCUCUACAUGCUCGCCCUUGGUGGAACAGCGGUAGGUACUGGCUUGAACACCAGAAAGGGCUUCGCAGAAAAGUGCGCCGCCAAGAUUAGCGAACUAACCGGGUUGCCCUUCGUCAAGGCACCGAACUUCUUUGAAGCCCUUGCCAGUCACGACACGAUGGUUGAAGUGUCGGGAGCCCUCAAUGUCAUCGCAUGUUCGCUCAUGAAGAUCGCUAAUGAUAUAAGGUUCUUGGGAUCUGGACCUCGUUGUGGUCUUGGAGAACUAUCUCUUCCUGAGAAUGAACCUGGCAGCUCGAUUAUGCCUGGCAAAGUGAACCCUACACAAUGUGAAGCCAUUACUAUGGUCGCAGCACAGAUAAUGGGUAACCAUGUUGCGGCAACAGUGGGAGGUUCCAAUGGGCAUUUCGAGCUGAACGUGUUCAAACCCAUGAUGGUUGCCAAUGUGCUGCGAUCAAUCAGAUUGAUUGGAGAUAGCAGCAAAUGCUUCGCCACCAACUGCGUCGAUGGAAUCAAGGCUAACGACGAGAAGAUCAAGAAGCUGUUGCAUGAGAGUUUGAUGUUGGUUACUGCGCUCAACCCACACAUUGGUUAUGAUAAGGCCGCCUUAAUUGCCAAGACUGCCCAUAAAGAAAACUCAACUUUGAAGGAAACUGCUAUCAAGCUAGGCAUUCUGACUGCAGAGCAGUUUGAUGAAUGGGUGAAACCCGAAGAGAUGUUAGGACCUAAGUAACUGUUCAUAUUACGUCUUUUGAUAUGCUGUAUUUUGUAAAUACAUUUUGUGGUUAUAAUUCGUUUAUUUGUAUCCAGUAUUUUUUGUUAUUUAAAAAUUAAAAUGUUGAUGUUUUGAAGAUA
Molecule: messenger RNA, 2081 nt
Organism: Acanthoscelides obtectus
Lineage: Eukaryota; Metazoa; Arthropoda; Insecta; Coleoptera; Chrysomelidae
Source: the annotation of a GenBank genome assembly